Messenger RNA from Klebsormidium nitens, 2809 nucleotides. Lineage: Eukaryota; Viridiplantae; Streptophyta; Klebsormidiophyceae; Klebsormidiales; Klebsormidiaceae. The record is from the annotation of a GenBank genome assembly.
AGAGCCCAUCGAGGACAAGGGCCUGGCGGCCUACAGCUCCGCGGAGUUCGCCGUUUUCCUCGCCGGUGCUGACCCGACAGAAGUGGACUUGCAAGACGACCGCAUUCUGCUCGACGGCGAGAGAGCAAACCAGGACCUCCUGGUGGGCCGCCUCAAGGAGUUCUACGAGGCGCAGGCGGGCGCCCGCACCGGAGCCAGCCACGUGGCGUGGUGGGCUGGCUUCUCCGCGCUCCUUGAAGCUGUUGUCUCGCGCCGGGUGACCCGCGUGCUCAAGUGGGUGGACGCCAAACUGACGGAAUUCCGAGACGAGGACGGGACGCUGAACGAGGCGGCCGCUCGCUUUCGAGCGGAAGCGGAAGCGAAGGCGCGGGAGCUUCAGGCAAGGUGUCCGGACGAAGCGGAGUGGCGGCUCUGCAAGGCCCGGUGCGACCACUGCUUCCUGGGCUGCCUAUCCAUCAAGAAUCAAGAGGUCCAGGUGCACUCAUGCAUGGGAAGCCACAAGUGCGACAGCGCAGGCGCUUACUGCGUCGAUGACGGCGCCGCUGAGCAGAACGCGUGCGGCGAGAGGAACGGGCACGCCGGCGUUCACGACUGCCGGGUCAAGGACCACACGUGCGGGGCCGCCUGCCACUUGGCACACUGCCUCAACUGCAACAAGGUCUGCGCGCGCAAGUCGGGCCACGCGCGCGACGCGCCGCACCUCUGCAACGCGCCCGCGCACAUGUGCGGCGCGCCGUGCACCGCGCCGCGCUGCCAGGGCCGCUGCAACAUCAGCAUCGGGAAGCAGCACACCGUGCACAAGUGCCCCGAGGUCGCGUGCACGCACCAGUGCGUCCUGCCCAACUGCGCGCAGAGCUGCGCCGCGCGGGAUCACUUCCACGGCAGCGCGCUGUCGCGCACUUUCCUGGAGGAGAACGCGAUCGCGCCCGACGCCGCCGAGGAGGCGCGCUUCCAAGGGGCACACUUUUGCGGCCAGCCCCACGCGUGCAGCGAAAAGUGUGAGAUGGACGGGAUCUGUAAAGUUUCCAUCCAGGAGGUGAAGGAGGAGACCGAGAUUUUCCAGGGCAAGCUGUCGACUUUCGAGUACCGCGCCGUCUCGGAGGCGAACGGCGAGAGGCGCGACUGCUGCGAGCGGAUCCCGCCGUUCCAGACUGAACAUUCCGGCGUGCACCGGCACACCACAGACCCGCGGGUCGUGCAAUACUGCGACAAACGCUGCCCCACGUGCUGGUACUUUUGCGAGCUCGAGUACGGCCACAAUGGGCUGCACAAGGGCGCGCACGGCAUGAUGCGCCGCAGCUUCUUCGUCGCGGACGCCGAGGAGAUCGACCUGGGCGGCGGCCGCGUGUACGCGCCCGGGGAGUCGGGGCGCGCGGAGAUGUGCGACAUGUUCUGCCGCUCCACGGGCCGCGGCCACAUCCACAUCAUGGACUGCGACUCGGCGGAUCCCCUCAGAUGCACGCACGCCGCUGAGGACGGACGGCGUCACCAGACACGUGUCUACCUGCCGAACGGGCACGUGCCCAAGGACGAGCUGACGCACGCGGCCUACUGGGACACGGUCGGCUGGGAGGACAGCUGCUCGGCGGCCGACCGCGCAGAGUUCGCGCGGUGCGGCUACGCGUGCGGCCACCCCGCGCACUGCGCGCCCGGGGCCGCGAAGUCGCAGUGCGUCAUGCCGCUGUGGCACCGCCCCGUUACGGAAACGGCCAGCACGAGAAACGCUCUGGCGAUCCAAGGAGAUCCUGGGGUCGUCUCCUCAGACGGACACGUGUACAACUGCAGCCCCGCCCACCCCCUUGCGUCCGGCGACAAUUACCACGUGGUUCUCGUGCUGGACUCGUCGUACUCCAUGAACGGGGCGCCCUGGGCGCAGCUGAAGGCCGCCGUUUCUGCGUUCGUGCAAACGCGGCUCGCGAAGAGCUCGGCGGACGUCCUGUCAAUCGCGCUCUUUGACGCGAGCGCCCGCAUCGUCUGUGAGGCGCAGCCCUUCUCGGCGCAGCCCCAAACUGCCCUCCCGGCUCAAGCCACCGGCGCGGACACCCGCUUCAGCCCCGCUCUGUCGACGACUUUCGAGGUCCUCCAGAGAGUGCGCGCGCGGGGGUCUGCGGUGUCCGCAUUCCGCUUCGGGGUGUCCGCAUUCCGCUCCGGACAAGUGGUGUACACGCCCCUGGUCCUCUUCAUGUCCGACGGGUGCGGCUCCGGCGGCUCCGCGGAGAUGGAUGCGAUCUACAGGGCCUUUAGUGGCGACAAGCUGGAGGUGCACACCGUGGCAUUUGGAAAUGCGAACAAGGAUCAGCUGAGGAGCUUGGCAAACAGGGCGCAAAGGCACUUCCACGAGUCGGUGGACGGCGUGGCACUGAAGGAUACCUUCGUGCGGAUCUCGUCGCAGAUGAAGGUCCAUGUCAGCCUGGUGGCCCAGCCGACAGGGGCGAGAGCAGCCCAGGCGAAUGGACCCGCAGCAAACGCGAGAGAGAUUGAGAGGGUCAACAGCUUCCGGCAGCAGCAAGAGAAGGCGGCUGAAGAUGAUGCUGAGCGCGAGAGACUAGGGGAGGCGGCGAGGGCGGAGAUUGCCCCAGUCAAAGAGGCUGCCGACGGAUCUCUUCUGGACCUGCUCCGCCGUUUGGGGAUCCCUGUGGGUGGGGGCGAGAGACCGUCCCGAAGUGACCUGAAGAAGGCCAAAGCGGCGGCCAACAGGAUGUUCCAUCCCAACACCGCUGGCAACGCUCAGAAGAGUCUCUGGGACCGAGUGUACGGGGAAGAAGUCAUCAAGGAGCUCCAGAACCACCCAGACUGGAACGCGUUGUGA